UAUACUGAAAUCUGCUCGAAUGUUAGAAAUCAAUACCAAGGACGUAUUAAUUUAGCAUCUCAGUGAAAUGUUCAACUUGGUGCAUAACUACUGUUCUGAAUUUAAAGAAAACUAGUAAUGCUUUUACAGCAGAAAUAUGAAAAUUAGCAUGGAAUAUGUUGCGUAUUUCAAAUAUUUAUAAACAAAAAAUCGAAAACUUUUUCACAAAGAAGCUUUAUGAAUCUGGCUCCAUGUGUCUAUUUUGAGCGGUUACGAGGUUGGUCGAACUUAUAACCACUUGAGUCGUGCAUCGGUCAAUAGAUCUUCUCGGUCACUCUCCACGGACUUUAAUUUUCCAUGCCGAGUAUAGUUGACAUAUUUGUCCUCGUUACCUUCCAGCUCAACCGAGGGCCAGCAGAUGACAACCUCGACACCGAGGUCAAUUUGGCUGACAAAAAAACGUUCGGAUAUCAUCCAAGAGCGGAUACAGAAGCUCAAGAAAUACGAUGAGAGAAAGCAAGCCGUUGACGAGCGAUGAGCCGAGUUGAAAAGGAAAAUUGAGGAACACUUGAUAAAGAAAAAAAUGGAUAGAACUCCUCCACCACGAAGACGGCAAUCAAGUACAAUACGAAGGGAGGAUAUCAAGUCAUCAAAAGAUAUCUUACAACAGAUGGGAUUUUCAAAAUCAAGGGCAGAAAAAGCUUUGGCAGCAACAGGAGACAGAGAUCUGCAACUGGCCUCUGAUUGGCUGUUAUCUCAUGUCAACGACCCUGAGCUGGACGUUUCUGCCCCCAGACAGUACAUCCUAUAUCUGUGUCCUGUUGGCCCACUGCAGGAGCAGUUGAUGACCUUUUGGGAGAGGUCACAGAAACUAUGUGGUUGGAACGGCGCACAUACCUACUUCCCACACAUAACCUUGUGUCCAUUCUUUACUGUUGAGGACAGUAAAUGUGGCAUGGUAAAAAAGGCCCUGAACAUGAUAUCUGAAUACCUUGAUGAAUGCCCUGGCCCCCUCAAGCUGGACUUCUUUAACCAGAACAACUUCAUAGGAUGUUUUCUCAAGGAUAACUGCUAUAAAUACUUCACAGAGCUUGUCAGCAAGUUUGGUGCUGAGUGUAAGAAAUAUGGAAUCAAUGUUGAACCAGUGAAGAAACAGCUUCACAUCACAUUGGCUUAUCAGUAUUCUUCUGAGUACCAUGAAGAGCUGAUGCAGCAGGCUCGGGGGAUCGACCUUAAUGCGGCAUGUCAGUGGGAGGUCCGUUUGUAUUCCCGGGACCCAAGGGUUGGCAAAAGUGAGGUACGGAGAGUGAAGAAAACCUACCAUGCAACGCUUGAGGAUGAGCUUGACCUUAUAAUUGGGGACUAUGUUUUUAUGGACCCCAAUGAGCCAACACGAAGCACAGAUCAGUGGUAUUUUGGGACGUCUUGGCUGACGGGGCGGCAGAGCAUGUUUCCGGGGCCAUAUACUGAACGGACUUCAGAAACGUGGACUUGGGCGUUACAUGCGUCAGAGUUGUUGGUACAAAAGGAGACACCCUCCCCAGUGUGUAACGGGGACAGCCAUGCACACAUGCCCUUGCCCAAACCCCCUAAGGCUUCAGGGGAGACCUAUGAAGCAGUCUGGAAGGCAGAUCCGACAUAUGCCAAGGUGAACAAAGAGGUGAAGAAGUCACCAGUGCCGAGGAAGGAGGUGAGACCCCAGGACCUGGGCAUCCCGAGAUCCCUGGUGGUGAUGAGACAUGGGGAGAGGAUGGAUUUUUUGUUUGGCAGGAGUUGGGUGGACCUCUGCUUUGAUGAUGAUGGUAACUACAGACCAUCAGAUUUGAACAUGCCGAAAUCUAUGCCCAAGCGGGCGGGCACUCAUUAUGAAUACGCAAAGGACGCACCCCUCACUACCCUUGGAUCUUUCCAGGCACACCUGACAGGUGAAGCAUUGAAGUCGAAGGGAAUCACCUUUGAUCAUGUGUACGUGUCGCCGUCCCUGCGAUGUGUUCAGACUGCCACCAGUGUUCUUAAAAGUAUGGGUCAGGCAACAGUUCCCCUGCACGUAGAGCCUGGGAUCUUCGAGUGGCUCGGAUGGUACCAAUUAGGGCUGCCGAAAUUCUUCACUCCAACGGAAUUAAAAAGCCACGGGUUCAAUGUGGACUUGUCAUAUAAGCCAUUUGUGCCGAUAACCAAAUUCGAUAUGGAGGAGAAUAUAGAAGGUUAUUAUCGGCGCUCCGGUGAAACAUCAAGGAAUAUUGUGAUUCGACAUCAGCAAGAAGGAGGCAACAUCCUGAUUCUUGGACAUGCUGGAAGUCUCGAGGUCUGCACGCGUCAGUUGCUUAGGAAAACUCCGCGACCUGAUCGAGAUUUCCGAGAUCUUUGUGCCAAAGUGCCAUACUGUGGGUUGCUCUCUAUUACGGAAUGUUUACGCACCCAAAAAUGGAGCAUGGGAGAUGCUCCAAUUCUAUCUCUGACACAUGGCCAAAAUAAGCAGAUGGUGAUGACAAAACUGUUUUACCCAUCAGAGUUAUAGUUUACAGUGAUGAUGUGCUGAAAAAUUAUACUGAACACUGCUUUCAUUUUGCGAAGAUUUGAUUUUUCCGCUAAUAUUAGAAAUUUUAAAUCAAUUGCAUUGCAAAUAUAACCUAAAUCAGCUGAUGAAAAUCUUCCGAAGAGAAAUUUUCAACACAAGUCCUUAAGAUUAUCUCUAUUAGGUAUAAACUAGUGCAUUUAGUAGCCCCUUGAAGGAAUGGCCCUCUUGAUGGAAUUGCCCCUUUAUAGAACAGCCCCUCGAUGCCUAUAUUGAGCGGAUGGAAAAGUAUUUCUGUACAUGUUUAAAUUAAAGAAAAAAACAUUAUAUCAUAAGUUAUGAUGAGCUGAUGAUCUUUAUAAAAUACAAGUGUGCUGCAUGCAUUUAUAUUCCGAAUAAAACUAGAAUGUUUGUAUUAAAUAGACAUCAGAUUCUGUAACUUUAAUUCAUAAGAUGAUUCUGCUUGGGAAAAUCAUGCUUUUUCCAAUGCCAUAUGAUAUAUUUGAACAAAGAAUAAGGCAUUCAUUUGAGUUUAUACAUAAAUAUAGGUUUUUACCUUGAAUAUUCCACGUUAAUGACAAAUGCAUUAUUCAAACAAACAGGUCACAUGUCACUAAAAUAAAUCCACCAAGCAUUACACAAAAAUAUAAAAAGGCAUGUUUAAAACAUUUUCUUAUGUAAAUAAUACUGUUACUUAUAGAUUAUCAUAGUACAUGUAUCUAGUUCUUAUAUGUCAUAUUUCUUUGAUUAUUCUGGUGGUAGAUGUGUACAAUUAUGAUUAUUCCUGUGGUAAAUAGGUAAUCACAUUUUGUUAGAUUGAGUGAGAAAACACACACACAAGAAUUUCUUAUUUUUUAACCACGUUUUUGUGGUUUCAUGCAAAAAAAUAUCCUUUGUUUAAUCAUCAAAAUACUGAUUUAUAUUGUAUUUAUUAGCAUUUAUUUUUUCUGUGCAAUCUUAUUUAGCCAGAGUUUAAUAUGGUCAACCUUAAAAGUUUCAUAUUUGCAACACUGUAGAAAAGAAUAGCUAGAAAUAAGGCUCAUAGUUUAUUCUAGUCUUUUUCUAUGUAUAUAUUAUUACAGAUGUUGCCUAGACACUACGGGUACAAGUGGACUACUUUUAGUUCAUUAAUCCUGGACUACUUUUAGUUCAUUAGUUCUGGACUUCUUUCAGUUCAUUAAUUUUGGACUACUUUUAGUUCAUUAAAUUUGGACUUAUUUCAGUUCAUUAAUUCUGGACUACUUUUAGUUCAUUAAUUUUGGACUUCUUUCAGUUCAUUAAGUUUGGACUACUUUUAGUUCAUUAAUUAUGGACUACUUUUAGUUCAUUAAUUCUGGACUACAUUUAGUUCUCUUAGUCUGGGCUACUUUUAGUUCACUAGGUCUAGACUAUUUUUAGUUUACUUUAGUAGGGAUAUAUGUACAAUUUACAGGUUUAGAAUAACACUACAAUAGUAAGAGGUUUAUGAGAAUGUCAGCAAGCUUAGCGCACUUAAAAGUUACAUUAUGUGUAGCUUCAAAACAAGUUCAUAUGUGAGUCAUGUUUCGCAACCUCAUUUUUAUGUUACAGCUAUGUUUUGUUUGGUUAUUAUAAUUUUAUCAUAUGACGGUAGACUUGUUCCCCAAGCUUAUUUGUUUGUUGUUUUUUUAAGAAAAAAAGUUGAGCUAUUGCAGUAGCCACCAAGUUGUCAUGCAAAAGCUUUCACCUUGACCAUUACUUAAAUACUGUUCAAGAUAUUGGAAUGAAACUUGGUACACAUGUAUAGUAAAGCACACAAUCUUGACUUCUAUAAUAGUCAACUGAAAAAACAAGAACAGAUCAGUGUUGGUUUUUGCUCAGUGAUUCUUUUGUAUAGAUAUUUCUUUAGUUGGUCGAUAGAGUUUAUGAUUGAUUGAAGUAAAUUUAUACAGGCAGAUAAUUAUGGAACCUUGUUAAUUAUGGAACCUUGUUUAUACAUCGAUUUUCAUUUUGAUCUUUAAAGUGCUGGGCAUUUGGAUAUUUCUACACAAUGUAAACCAUUGAAUUGAAUUAAACUAACACAAUGCUGCAGGCAGCAUUUUUUGUUGUUAAAAUUAUAAGUUUGUUUUUUAUAUUUAACUGUCUGUUUUUGAAUGUAAAACAUGGUAUUGAGAUAUUGUCAUGACCGUGGUGAUGUUAUAGAUGUGAAAACACUUGAAUGCUGGAAAUAAUGCUUUUUUGUAGCAAGUUUUACCAUGCUUGACUCACCAUUUGUUGAGUUUCGCCCUUAUGUUCAUUGAAAUGAAGCCAAAUUACCCUGAUAAAAUUAUUUUUAACUGGUAAACAAAUGAAGGGAUUUACAACCAUAGUCACAUGAUAACCCUGGACUAACACAUGCAUGUAGAUAUAUUCCUUUGUUGAACAAAGUAGGAAUGGUAAAUAUUGAGGAUGUUGGUAAUCUCAGACAAUGGAGAAAAGACUAAUGAUAUUGAUUAUGAAGUUAUUGUAUAUUUUAACAUGUAAUAAAUUGUUGCCGAUAUAUUAUUAUAUGAUAUGAACUUCCAUACAAUGAUCGCUACUUUUUUGGGGUCGAAACAUUAUUACCAUAUUAAAGUUUUCAUUUCAACAUCUGCUUUUAUGCACAAGCUACAUUUAUUGUUGGUUUGCAUUUUUUCACAAUCAUUUUGUUAACAGAUAUAUCAUAUGAUCCGUCAUGAUUUGUCGUAUAAUACAUAAUUUUGUUCAACAAGUUUAUUAAAAAAAAAUUCACAAUCAAGUAUUUUGCAAGAUUACAAACAUAAUUCCUGGACAAGUUGAAAAAAAAAGUGAAUUAUAUCAUGAAGAGUGUCAGAUUCUUUUUAUGACAUCAUGCUUCUUCCGGUAAAAAACCAAUGUGUCCACUGGACACGUAUACCCUGACUUGCCUCACAUGACACAGGAAAUGUUAAAAGAACUGUUGCUAUUCACCCCAACAACAUUACCCUAAGGUUUCAAUGACUCGAGGUCAUAUAUUUUUGGAAGUUCGAAAAUGCCAAUUUUUGGUAAUUGAAGGGCCAUAACUCUCCCUUACUAUGUAGAGCUGCAAACUGAACCCCGGGUGCACAACUUCAUCAUCUCAAAACAUUCCGACAAGGUCUCAAGUUUGCAUUAUACUUGUGGACAGAUGGACAAGGGCAAAUCUAUAUGUUACCUGUUUUAAAAUUUGAGUAUUUUAAUUCAAUUUAAAUUGAAAGAAUAAUAAGAUGAUAUCAAGUGAGAAUACCAACAUAGACACUAUACUUUAAAUGAAAUUUGCUUGUUCAAAUUGUGACGUCAUAUCAGAUAGGAUGAAUUUAAUAUACUUUAAUGAUUGACGUCAGUUUAAGUAUUGAAGGUCUUUAAAAUGUAUAAAACAAAUCAAGAAGAAAUAACAUGUUUUCUAUUAAGAUUUAGAUGGAAAAUACUACUUCAUUCAAAUCAUUUUUUAUCAUGAAAACUAAAUGAGAAAUGAACAACUUGCUAAAAUAUUGCAAAUUAACAAAAAAAAUUUUUUCAAUUUGCGUACAAAGACGAUGUGUGAUAUAUUUUCUGACCAAAAGGAAUAUAGUAAUGUUAUAUUACUCAUGUGUUAUACAAAAAAAAUAUAUGUAUAUAUAAAAUAUUUUAAACUGGAAACAAAGUAAAGCAUGUGAUAAAACAUCAUCUUAAAUGUAAAGUGGGAGAAAAAACAUUGCCAAUUUUUGAUGAUUUUUACACUUGGGUUCAUUUGUGCUAUAUUUAUCAGAUAUUAUUUAAUCAUCUUUAUAUUAUUAUUACUGUUCUGUACAAAUUUCAUAAUUUUGUAUUUAUAAUAAAUAUAUAUUUCACAA
Molecule: messenger RNA, 6300 nt
Organism: Mya arenaria
Lineage: Eukaryota; Metazoa; Mollusca; Bivalvia; Myida; Myidae
Product: protein UBASH3A homolog
Exons: 14
Coding region: 563-2497 (644 amino acids)
Molecular function (GO): protein binding
Source: RefSeq, a predicted model, not a curated record